Tetrahymena thermophila SB210 is the source of this 1596-nucleotide messenger RNA. RefSeq lists its product as hypothetical. Lineage: Eukaryota; Ciliophora; Oligohymenophorea; Hymenostomatida; Tetrahymenidae. Gene Ontology annotation, molecular function: small GTPase binding; GTPase activator activity. The transcript is spliced from 19 exons. Gene Ontology annotation, biological process: nucleocytoplasmic transport; activation of GTPase activity. The record is from RefSeq and is a predicted model, not a curated record. Gene Ontology annotation, cellular component: nucleus; cytosol; perinuclear region of cytoplasm.
AUGAUUAACGAAAAAGAACACUCAUUUUCAUUAGAUGAAUUUAUUUUAUCUUCAGUGUUAUCUCAUAUUAAUCUUAACCUUAAAAUUGGAGAUCAUGGAAUACAAGACAUUCUAAGCUGUGCUAAUGCUUUAUCAUGUUGCUAUAAUCUCUAAAAUCUAAUUAUAAAAUCUCGAAUUUAGGGUAUGCGUGAUAAAAAUUCAAUCAAUUUUGCCUCUGCUAUAGCAAAAUGUCCAAAACUCAAGACAGCAUAGAUUGAUUUCGAGAGUAAAUGUAUUAAUGAUGAAAUUGUAGCAGCUAUAGGAACUCAUCUUGGAUAAACUGUUAGUCUUUAGACUUUAAACUUAGAUUUCUGUAGAAAUUAAAUUACACUAAAAGGAGCAAUAGCGCUUUUGACAGGCUUAUCUAAUAGCACUAGUCUUUAAAAUUUAAUCAUAAAUUUAAGGUAUAACAAAAUAGAAGAGAGGUUAGUGGGUUUAAUUAAAAUACCUAAAAGUAAUUUGUCAUCUUUAAAAAUAUCUUUCAAUGAUAAUUAUUCUCGUGGUUUUGGUUGUUUCUAAUUAUGCAGUUUUUUGUCAAAUUUAUCAAAUCUUAAGUAUCUAGAGCUAAAUUUAGGAUCCAAUUAAAUUAUGUUUUCAGAACAAAAGGAUUUAUUUUCAGGGUUAGCUAAUUUAGUAAAUCUCUAAACUUUAGAGCUGUAUUUAUACAAAAAUUAAAUUGGAGAAAUAGAAACCAUAAAUUUAUUUGAUUCUUUAUCACAUUGCACUCUUCUUUAAACCUUGAAAGUAGAUUUAAGUUAAAACAGUAUUAAAUUCAAAGAAGAAAGAUACAUAUUUUCUGGAUUAUCAAAAAUGGUUAACUUAAAUAAUUUAGAUCUUGACUUAAGUCAUAACUAAAUUUAAGUAUAAGGGACAUAUGACCUCUUCUCUACCUUAGCUCAAUGCAAUAAACUCUAAACUUUGAAGCUUAAUUUAAAAUCUAAUAGUAUUAGAUUUUAUGGAGAGAAGGAUAAAUUUUCUGGCUUAGCAAAUCUUAAGAAUCUCUUAUCAUUAGAUUUGGAUUUAUAAUCAAACGAUAUUCAAGUACAAGGAAUGAUGGCACAAUUCUCAUUUUUGGCUAGUUGCACUCUUCUAUAAACUUUUAAAGUUAACUUAAAUUCAUGCCAAUAUACUGAAAAUAAAAAGUUUGGUUACCGUGAUUACCGCCCUCAGUAAACGUAAAAUAAAAUCAAUGAUUAGUAUGCUUCUAUUAUGAGUAACACUUUACCAAAAUGCUUGAAUCUUUCAACACUAGAACUCUAUUUAGAGUCACCUAAUAUAGAUUUUGAGUGGCUCUAGGGAUUAUUUUUAGGAGUAUCUAAGUGCAAGAAAAUCAAAAAAUUCAUCAUCAAUUAAGGUAAUAAUCAUUCUAAGAUAAGAAAAGAAGAAAUAAUUCUCUUAGCUCUCAUGCUUAAAAAUUGUAGUUAUCUCUCAUAUUUACAAUUUAACAUUCGUUUUACUUAUGGUGAUGGUAUGUUUGAUUCAUUAUACCCAAAAGUCUUGAAGUUUAAAAGAUUAGUCUAUCUCGAACUCUAUUUUGAAAAAAAAAUUUUUUUUUGA